Molecule: messenger RNA, 2211 nt
Organism: Elephantulus edwardii (Cape elephant shrew)
Lineage: Eukaryota; Metazoa; Chordata; Mammalia; Macroscelidea; Macroscelididae
Product: TBC1 domain family member 30-like
Exons: 12
Coding region: 1-2211 (736 amino acids)
Cellular component (GO): endoplasmic reticulum
Source: RefSeq, a predicted model, not a curated record
AUGAGGCAGGACAAGCUGACCGGCUCCCUGAGGCGCGGGGGAAGAUGCCUGAAGAGGCAGGGCGGUGGUGGUGGCGGCAGCGGCGGCGGUGGUGUGGGCACCAUUCUGAGCAACGUGCUCAAGAAGCGCAGCUGUAUUUCCAGGACCGCGCCCCGACUGCUCUGCACCCUGGAGCCGGGAGUUGAUACAAAGUUGAAGUUCACUCUUGAGCCUUCCUUAGGUCAAAAUGGUUUUCAGCAGUGGUAUGAUGCUCUCAAAGCAGUGGCCAGACUAUCAACAGGAAUACCAAAGGAAUGGAGGAGAAAGGUUUGGUUGACGUUGGCAGAUCAUUAUUUGCACAGUAUAGCCAUCGACUGGGACAAAACCAUGCGCUUCACGUUCAAUGAAAGGAGUAAUCCUGAUGAUGACUCGAUGGGGAUUCAGAUAGUCAAGGAUCUUCACCGCACAGGCUGCAGUUCUUACUGUGGGCAGGAGGCUGAGCAAGACAGGGUUGUCUUGAAGCGGGUCCUUCUGGCCUAUGCCCGAUGGAACAAGAAUGUCGGGUACUGCCAAGGCUUUAACAUCCUGGCUGCCCUGAUUCUGGAGGUGAUGGAAGGCAAUGAAGGGGAUGCCCUGAAAAAGCUAAUCAUCUUUAGUGACUUCCAGAAGUUGGGAACACUGAGGGCUAUCUUAAAAACUGCCUAUCACACCAGUGGGUAUGAGCCCCCGCUUACGAAUGUCUUCACGAUGCAGUGGUUCCUGACCCUCUUUGCUACCUGCCUCCCUAACCACACAGUCUUGAAGAUCUGGGACUCAGUCUUCUUUGAAGGUUCGGAAAUCAUCCUGAGAGUGUCGCUGGCUAUCUGGGCAAAGCUGGGAGAGCAAAUAGAGUGUUGCGAAACGGCAGAUGAGUUCUACAGCACCAUGGGGCGCCUGACCCAGGAAAUGCUGGAUAACGACCUUCUGGAAAGCCACGAGCUCAUGCAGACUGUUUAUUCGAUGGCUCCAUUUCCUUUCCCACAGUUGGCAGAGUUGAGGGAAAAGUACACCUAUAACAUUACACCAUUCCCAGCCACCGUAAAAGCCACCUCAGUUUCUGGACGACAUGGUAAAGGUAGAGACAGUGAUGAGGAGAAUGAUCCUGAUGAUGAAGAUGCUAUUGCUAAUGCGGUGGGAUGCCUGGGGCCUUUCAGUGGGCUCUUAGCACCUGAAUUGCAGAAGUACCAAAAGCAAAUUAAAGAGCCGAGUGAGGAGCAGAGCCUGAGAUCUAAUAACAUUGCAGAGCUGAGUCCUGGAGCAAUUAAUUCCUGUCGAAGUGAAUACCAUGCGGCCUUUAACAGCAUGAUGAUGGAACGCAUGACCACUGAUAUCAAUGCGCUCAAGCGUCAGUACUCUCGGAUUAAGAAGAAGCAACAGCAGCAGGUUCACCAGGUGUAUAUCAGGGCAGAUAAAGGGCCAGUGACCAGCCUCCUCCCGUCUCAGGUAAACAAUUCUCCAGUUAUCAACCACCUCCUUUUAGGAAAGAAGAUGAAGAUGACUAACAGAGCUGCCAAGAAUGCAGUCAUCCACAUCCCUGGGCACACGGGAGGCAAACUUUCUCCUGUCUCUUAUGAAGACCUUAAGACAAAGCUCAAUUCUCCAUGGCGAACUCACAUCCGGGUCCACAAAAAGACCAUGACGAGGACCAAGAGCCAGCCGGGCUGUGGAGACACUGUUGGGCUGAUAGAAGAGCAGAGUGAAGGUGGCAAAACAAGCAGCCUGGGGACAUUGACCUCCAAGGAAACAGCAGCAGCAGCAGCUGCAAGAGAAGGCAGCAGCUCUGAGGGCACCCCUGGGAGGACAAUUGAGGGGCAGUCCCCAGAGCCGGUGUUUGGGGAUGCAGACACCAGUGUAUCUGCAGUGCAGGUGAAAUUAGAAGGCUUGGAACUGAGCCAGGGGGAUGCUACUGCUGAGACAGAGCCCAGGGUGUACCCACCCAGCCAGCGGUACUUCCCAGAAAUACCUGACACACCCAGAGAAAGCAAAGCCCCCAGCAAGCCUCCGCAAGGCAGCAACCCUAAAACUCCCAUCUUUAGCCCUUUUCCCAGUGUCAAGCCACUCCGGAAGUCAGCCACGGCUAGGAAUCUGGGAUUAUAUGGUCCCACAGAAAGAACGCCAACCGUGCACUUCCCCCAGAUGAGCCGGAGCUUCAGCAAAUCCGGUGGCGGGAGCGCUGGCACUAAGAAACGAUGA